Molecule: messenger RNA, 1342 nt
Organism: Psylliodes chrysocephalus
Lineage: Eukaryota; Metazoa; Arthropoda; Insecta; Coleoptera; Chrysomelidae
Source: the annotation of a GenBank genome assembly
CACCGAUUAAUGACGGUUACCCAUAAUAAAUAAUUAAAAUAUGACUACAAUUAUUAAAUUAUUGAAAAACUGUUUUGCGAAGCUGAAUAAUCUCAACAGAAUAAGUACUAAUAGAAAGUACGUGCCCUUAUAUAGUAUUCUAGGUGCCACCGCCACAUCAAUAAUAGUUUAUAAAAUUAAAAGAAGUCGAAGUGUAAAACUUCUCAAGCUAACUUCAAGAGAGAAAAGAUUCAUUGAAUUUGCUUCAAUAGAGUUUAAUGGUCAAAUAUACAUGACACCUCAGGAUUUUCUUGAAUCUAUUAUAGAAGUAGAGCCAAAACCUAGGUUAAAAAGAAAAAUUCUUGACCACAAAGAUUUGGACAAGAUUAAAAACACUACACCACCUUUAAAUAAGAGUUCAUCUAGUUUAUUUAGAAACCUAGAGAAUAAUGGAAUUAUGUCAUAUACCGAAUACCUAUUUCUCAUUUGUAUAUUAAUAAAGCCCCAAUCUGCUUUUAAAAUUGCUUUCAAUUUGUUUGACACUGAUGGAAACCAGAAGGUUGACAAAAAUGAGUUUCUGUUGAUAGAGAAAAUAUUUAGCAAUACCUGGAAGAAAAAAAGGAACAUAAAAGAUUCCAAACCAAAUAAUAAAAGUUCUAUUAUGGAGCAGUACGUAGAUGACGAACAGGGCCUUCAAAGAAAACACAUUGUUGAUACGACCAUUUUGAUACAUUUAUUUGGUCCUAAAGGGAAUGUCGAUUUAAAUUUUGACACUUUUAAUAGAUUUGCGUUAAAUUUACAAGCAGAAUUACUAGAAAUUGAAUUUGUUGAAUUUUCAAAAGACCUGCCUACAAUUUCUGAAUUAGACUUUGCUAAAAUACUUUUAAGAUAUACGUACUUAGACACUGACGAGUGUAACGAUUAUAUUAACAGAUUCAAGAAAAGAGUUAGAGUUAAUUAUAGGAUAACUUUUGAAGAGUUUAAACUGUUCUGUCAGUUUUUAAAUAACAUAGAUGAUUUUAGUAAUGCUAUUAGAAUCUAUACAUUAGCAGACGUGCCCAUUUCCAUAAAAAAAUUUCGAAGAGCUUUUAAAAUUUGCACAGGAAAGAGUAUAAAUAAAAAUUUGGCAAAAAUUGUGUUUGAUAUUUUUGACGAAAAUGAAGAUGGUUUUCUGAGCAACAAGGAAUUUAUAGCUCUCAUGAAAAAUCGCUUGCAACGGGGUUUUAUGUCACAUAAAAAUAAUAGAGGGUGGAACAAGUUUAAAAAGUGCUUUAAACAAGAAUUUAAAACAUUCAUCCUAUUCCACUAACUGUUUUCGUCAAAAAAAUAUGUUAUACUAAUAAUUGAUAUUAGGAGUAUGUAG